CAUCAUCAUAUAGUACAUAUAAAUAUAACACAUUACACACCGCAUGAAUAGACCAUAGACAUCACAUUACCACUCAAACCAACGAGCAAAAAUCGCAUCUUUUCUUAUUCUAUAAACACUCUAUCUCUUGCUUCUUUUCCAAACCUUUUCUUCUCUUAUUCAUAUUCAUAUUCCCCUCCCUACUUUCUACAAACACAAAAAAGGUGUAAGCUUCCUUCUCUUCUCUUCAACAAAAUGCGAUCCCCUUCCUUCUUAAAUACGAAGGAACUUUACUUGACAUAGAGAAUUAGGUAGACUCAAUAUAGAAUUCAUUCCCUUGUUUGGGAGAGUAAAGUGGAUUGUGGUGUUUAAUUGUGCAAAGAUGGGGGAUCACUUUGAUUUAUUGGUUGAUCGGUUGCUCACUGAAUCGACAUUAGAAGCUGCGAUUGAAAGCAGAAACCGUGCGAUGCAGGCUGCGUCCUCGGAGGUGACUAGCGCAGCAGUCGAUCAUUCUUUGUUGAAGAUGGGUAUCAAAUGUUCCGGGAAGCUGGCAGAAUGCAGGAUAUGCCAUGAUGAUGAUGAUGAUUCCAAUAUGGAGACGCCCUGUUCCUGUUGUGGUAGUUUGAAGUACGCCCAUAGAAGAUGUAUACAGCGGUGGUGUAAUGAGAAGGGCGACACCACCUGUGAGAUAUGCCAUCAGCCAUUCAAGCCUGAUUACACAGCUCCUCCUCCACUUUUUCAGUUUGGACGUAUUCCAAUGAGUUUCAGGGGAAAUUGGGAAAUUUCGCGAAGAGACUUAAACAGUACUCAUUUGGUUAGCAUGGUUCCCACUGACCAGAACCUUAUCAAUUCUAACUAUGAUCAAUAUUCAACCUCUUCUUCAGGAAGUUUGAUAUGCUGUCGUUCAGCUGCUGUCAUUUUCAUGGUUCUGCUGAUUUUAAGACAUACUCUUCCCCUCAUAAUUAGUGGAAAUAAAGACUAUUCUUUCCCACUUUUCAUGGUGUUAUUAUUUCGGAGUGCUGGUAUCGUUGUACCUAUAUACUUCAUGGUUAGAGCCAUGGCACUAAUCCAGCGACAUCGGAGACAACAUCGAGAGCAUCCUAGUGCCUUGGUCAGUUCAUCUGAUGAUGAAAUCGAGGAAGCAGCUUUGCAGUCGCAACCUCAUAUCAUGCAUUUAGUGUAAAAACAAUGUAGCCACUUUAUGUAAAUGAAGUUUGAAAAGCUCCAGUUCUAGCCUCUAGCUGCUGCAAUUUGUGUUCUGAUUUGAUGGAAAUUGGUGGAGGCAAUUCUUUGAGAACCUUGAUUUUGCUUAGUGAGGAUAAAAAUAGUCACAAGACAAGACACUGAAAUUCUUCUAAGUCGCAAAGGUGUCAUAGCUCAUAGAGGCAUUGCAGGGUAUUCAUAUAUCAAAGUUCCUGUAAUAAUGUCUUACUCAUCAGCAAGUCUUGCAGGUUUCAGCAGCUAGUUAUGUUUGCAUUAUUGUUUUGCUUUGAGUUUAAAUUCUUCAGAUUCAAAACAAUAUUCUAAGUGUAUAGCUAGAUAAUUAUAAAGGGUUUUUCUAACGUCUACAAUCUUGCACAUGAUAAGGAUCAUUAAUUUCCAACUAAAAAAGAAGAAAAAUCAACAAAACUUACCGUGUGCAAGGUUUCACACGUUAGCCGGACACUAUUAUAUAUAGAAAAUUACACAUGUAAAUAACAAAGAUGGAUGUACAACUUAAUUGUAUAUGAUUGCAAUGAAAAAUUGUCACGUUUGUGAUAUUUAUUUCAGCAUAGGAAUAGAAUCAAAGUUUUAUUUUA
This is a messenger RNA of Medicago truncatula (barrel medic), 1778 nucleotides long. RefSeq lists its product as uncharacterized. NCBI's taxonomy places the organism in Eukaryota, Viridiplantae, Streptophyta, Magnoliopsida, Fabales, Fabaceae. The record is from RefSeq and is a predicted model, not a curated record. Gene Ontology annotation, biological process: protein ubiquitination. Bases 362 to 1162 code for a protein of 266 amino acids. Gene Ontology annotation, molecular function: zinc ion binding; ubiquitin-protein transferase activity. The transcript has 8 exons. Gene Ontology annotation, cellular component: membrane.